GGGCUUCCCACAGGCAGCAGCUCUUCAAGAACUGCUCCAGAUACGGGUCCGUACCACGGGGUCCAUCCGUCAGGAGCACACUGCUCCAACCUGGGUCCCCCACGGGCGGCAGCUCCUGCCAGGUCACCUGCUCCUGCGUGGGCUCCUCUCCACGGGCUGCAGCUCCGGCCCGGAAUCUGCUCUGGCGGGGAUCCUCCACAGGCUGCAGCCUGCUUCAGUGUAGGUCCACCUGCUCCACCGUGGCCUCUUCCACGGGCUGCAGCGUGGAACCCUGCUCCACCGUGCUACUCCAUGGGCUGCAGGGGGACAACCUGCUUCACCGUGGUCCUCGCCACAGGCCGCAGGGGAACUUCUGCUGUGGUGCCUGGAGCACCUCCUCCCACUCCUUCACUGACCUUGGGUCUGCAAGGCUGUUUCUCACUCCUCUCUCUCUCCCAGCUGCUGUUCCGCAGCAGCUUUUUCCCUUUCUUAAAUAUGCUCUCACAGAGACGCAAACAACACCGCUUAUUGGCUUGGCUCUGGACAGCAGCAGGGCCCUUAUCUAAAAUGGGGCAGCUUCUGGAUUCUUCGCACAGAAGCCACCCCUAUGGGCCCCCGCUACCAAAACUUGCCAAGUAGGCCCACUACAAUUUCUUCUCAGAAAGAAUAGUCAGGAAUUGGAACGGGUUGCCCAGGGAAGUAGUGGAGUCACCUGGGGGUGUUCAAGGAAAGGCUGUACGUGGUGCUUAGGGACAUGCUUUAGUGGGUGACAUUGGUAGUAGGGGGAUAGUUGGACCAGAUGAUCUUGAGGGACUUUUCCACCCUUAAUGAUUCUACGAUUCUGUGAUUCUAAUUAGGAGGCUUUGAACCCUGAUGGUGAGAGUUGGAGAAAGGAGUCAGGGCUCAGACCGGACUGUCAACUGCAGUAAAGACUAUUAAGACCGCUGGCUUUGUAACGUCUCUUGCUGAUGUCUGGGGGAGAAAACGAGCUCUGGUCUCACCCUGCUCUCGAGAAACCGUGGAGGAGAAGGACGUGAGGAGGGAGCAAGCUGCGAGCCAAACGCCAGGUGUCCUGCGGCUGUCCCGGAGGGUGGCAAUGCUGGCCCAAAGGUGCGGUGCAGGCGCCGCCACUCCAGGGCUGCAGCCCUGUCCGAGGGACAUCUCCGCUCCUGCCUGUGGCACGGGGAGCGUUGCCAGCAGGCCGAGGGAAGCAAUCCUUCCUCUCCACCGCGUGCCGCGGGACCCGGCGUUUGAGCCCACGCCGGCUGCAAGAGCGGCCACCCUCUUGCUUGGGUGCCAAGGGCCCAGGCCCCAGCGGGGCACCUCCAGCCACCCCCGUGAGGCGGGGGCUCUGUCACAGUGGGUCCCUGCCCAAACGGGGGGCGUGCGGUGGUGAUGUCACAAUGGCCACUGUGACCCGCGGGGCGAGGAGCAGAUAAAAGGCUGCUGGGCUCGGGCCGUGCCUCAGUGCGAUUUGGUGAGUUGGGGAGAGAGCAGGGAGGAGGGGGCUGGCCGGGGCUGCCGAGGGAGGAGGGGUCCCACACCUCGGGCCCGUGCUACAGACUCACCCUCGUCCUGCUUCUCCCUCAGGGUCGGCAGAGGAGCGUGUGGAGGAGAAACCCCGGCACUGCUGGGGCAGCGACUCUCCAAGUGCUCGCUGUCGAAGUGCACCAUGUCUGCAAUGAAGCGGAAGGCUCCCGACUCGAGGGAACAAGGUGAGAGAAAAGCAUCCCAUCCCACAGGAGGGCGGGGAGGGGCUGGGGGGGGUGCCUGUGGCUGAGAGGGGAGGCAGGGGCAGGCAGGGGCUCCCCAACCACCCCGGGGCAGGGCCCCUCUGCUCCUUGGCAGGGGGGGCCCAGGUCGGGCUGUGGGUGCCUGCUGGGACCCUUGUGCCUGCUGUGCCCCCUUCCCCUCCACAGCCUCUGGCCCUGCCCAUCAGCCAGCGUGGCAGGGACAGAACAGGCCCUCGGGGACAGUCCCUCAGGGACACCUGGCCCCGCAAAGGCGCUCAAUGGCUGUGCCGUUUGCUCUCUCCCCUCCAGCAUGCAUGCUGUGUGGCCGGGCAGAUGCUGACCCAAACAUCUGCGGCCCCAAACACAAAAGGAAUGGGCUCUGUGCCCACGCGUUUUGCCUGGUGAGUUCUCCGUGGCUCCUGUCAGCAUCCCACCAGGGACGGUCCCUUCCUCUACGACCCCUAAUGAGAUCCUGCUCUUUUCUCUUCUACAGUAUUUUGUGGAUAGCCUUUCACGGCGUGGAAGCAUGCGCAAACACAUAGAGGGGUACCGUCCUGACGACAUCCGAUGCGCGAUCAAGCGGGCAUCCCAGAAGGUGAGGACCUGAUGGGGAACAGGGAGGUUUGUGCCAGGAGAUGCUCCCGCAAGCUUAGCCUGGACCCCAAGGAAGCAAUCCCAGCCUUUCCAACCUGCUCCGGGACAAACUGCUGCUCUGGCAGACGAGCCUCGUCCGCCAGGCGGGUCUGCAGAGUGUGACCCAGCAGCGCCCGCACCCUGUGCCCUGCCCUGCCCAGGGGUGUGGGGCCAGCGGUGGCGGCGGCAUCGAGCCUGCUGCUAAUGGGGCUGCUGUGUUCUUUUCAGCAAUGCUUCGUUUGUGGCGAGCGAGGGGCCACCAUCACCUGCACGGAGACGGGCUGUGAACGCAGCUUCCAUCUCCCCUGCGCCUCGGAGGGAGAAUGUGUCACCCAGUUCUUUGGGCGGUACAGGUCCUUCUGCUGGGAGCACCGCCCUCAGCAGGCAGUGCAGGCAGCUCCAGAGCAGGACACCACCUGCACCAUCUGCAUGGACCCUGUGGGGGACAGCAAGUCCUACCACACCAUGGUGUGCCCAGCCUGCAGUCACGCCUGGUUCCACCGGGGCUGCAUCCAGGUAGGAGCCCUCCCUCACCCUGCGGGCACGGCAGGUGCUCAGCAGCACCAGGGCCCGCUCAUCUCACCGCAUGUGUUUCUGCUGCAGGAACUGGCCAUACACACAGACAAUCACCGCAUCAAGUGCCCCGUCUGCAGAAACAGGGGGGAGUUUCGUUCAGAAAUGUCCAUCAUGGGGAUCCGAGGGAUCCGAGUCCCAGUCAGAGGACCAGCCUGGGAGAACAACAACGCCUCUGCAUCGCUGCAAGAGAGGUGCCGGCGCUGUACUGCCAGGGAAUGCCUUUACCCACAAGGCAGGGAGCAGGCGGAGGGACAGGGGCCCUGGCAGCUGCUCCUGUGCCGCUCCUGCGCUGCCGAAGGCACCCACCGGCGCUGCUCCAACUUGACCAACAGCGCAGGCACCUGGGAGUGCGACAGCUGCGCUGGCGUGGGCACCAGCAGCCAGGCAGCACUGUGGCCAUUACAAGGGAUCCUGGUGACUGACAGUAGAAGACGGGAGAGAGACCGGACGACGAUCCGCCAUCCAGCAGGGGACGGCCCAGAGAAGCCGCUCCCCAUUACAACACCAGGCCCCAAAUACCCAGAGGCAGACCCGAAGACGGCAUCGGAGCAGAGCUGCUACAACCCCCAGUGCUCAGAGCAGCAGCGACAGCAGCAGCAGCUCUGCCAGUGGAACAGCACCAGGAACCUCCAGUCGCUCCACGGUGCCCGAAGGCAGACACCCCGCCAGCCAGCGGGGGCGACCCCGGACGAGAAGCCGCUCACCGCUGGAACGUCCAGCCCCAGAUCCCCAGAGCCGGCCCCGAAGACGCCGCAGGAGCAGCCGUGCACCACAAACUGGUGCUGGGAGCAGCAGCAGCACCAGAUCUGCCAGGCGGGCGGCAUCGGGGUCCCCCAGGUCGGCAGAGGAGCGUGUGGAGGAGAAACCCCGGCACUGCUGGGGCAGCGACUCUCCAAGUGCUCGCUGUCGAAGUGCACCAUGUCUGCAAUGAAGCGGAAGGCUCCCGACUCGAGGGAACAAGCAUGCAUGCUGUGUGGCCGGGCAGAUGCUGACCCAAACAUCUGCGGCCCCAAACACAAAAGGAAUGGGCUCUGUGCCCACGCGUUUUGCCUGUAUUUUGUGGAUAGCCUUUCACGGCGUGGAAGCAUGCGCAAACACAUAGAGGGGUACCGUCCUGACGACAUCCGAUGCGCGAUCAAGCGGGCAUCCCAGAAGGUGAGGACCUGA
This is a messenger RNA of Cygnus atratus (black swan), 4088 nucleotides long. RefSeq names its product PHD finger protein 7-like. Gene Ontology annotation, cellular component: nucleus. Lineage: Eukaryota; Metazoa; Chordata; Aves; Anseriformes; Anatidae. The record is from RefSeq and is a predicted model, not a curated record.